Columba livia (rock pigeon) is the source of this 2458-nucleotide messenger RNA. It is a transcript of the gene BEST2, whose product is annotated as bestrophin 2. The record is from RefSeq and is a predicted model, not a curated record. Gene Ontology annotation, molecular function: chloride channel activity. Lineage: Eukaryota; Metazoa; Chordata; Aves; Columbiformes; Columbidae.
GUCCGGGGGGACCCAGGCGUCCGGGGGGACCCAGGUGUCCGAGGGACGGAGCCAGCGCUGCUGGGGGACCCAGGCGUCCGGGGGGACCCAGGCGUCCGGGGGACGGAGCCAGCGCUGCUGGGGGACCCAGGCGUCCGGGGGGACCCAGGCGUCCGGGGGACAGAGCCAGCGCUGCUGAGGGACCCAGGUGUUCAGGAGGGACCCAGGUGUCCGGGAGGGACCCAGGCGUUCGGGGGCACCCAGGUGUCCGGGAGGGACCCGGGCAUUCGGGAGGGACCCAGGUGUCUGGGGGAGGACCCAGGCGUUCGGGAGGAACCAGGCAUUCGGGUGGGACCUAGGCAUUCGGAAGGACCCAGGCGUUCGGGAGGGACCCAGGCGUCCCGCCGCCGGCUCAGGUUCCCGGGUCGGGACCGGCCGGACCGGAGCGGCUGCUGGGGGGGGGGAGGGGGGGAGGGCCCGGGCGUGUCCCCCGGGACCCGCGGUGUCCCGGUCCCUGUGCCCAUCCCCCACCCCCAUCCCCCGCCCCCCAUGCCCCCCAUUCCCCCCACCCCCCAUCCCCCGCCCCCGGGCUGGGCCGCCAGGGAUUUAAGGCCCCGGGGCGGCCGGUGGCGCCGGAGCCGCCACAGCCGGACCUGCAGGUGAGGGGCGGCGGCCGCGGUGUCCCCGGGUGUCCCCACGGUGUCCCCACGGUGUCCCCGGGUGUCCCCACGGUGUCCCCAGUGUCCGCAGUGUCCCAGGGGGUCCCCAGUGUCCCCAGGUGUCCCCAGUGUCCCACGGGUGUCCCCGGGUGUCCCCAGUGUCCCCGGGUGUCCCCAGUGUCCCCAGUGUCCCCAGGUGUCCCCAGUGUCCCGGGUGUCCCCAGUGUCCCCGGGUGCCCCCAGUGUCCCGGGUGUCCCCGGGUGCAGACACCCCCGCCUGUCACCAUCUCAGGGCCCCCCCAGCCGUCCCCCUCCCCAUGUCUGUGUGUCCCCGGCCUGUGUCUGUCCGUCCCAGGUCCCGUGUCUGUGUGUCAGUCCCAUGUCCGUGUGUCCCAGAUGACCAGUGACGUACAGCUCCCGCGUGUCCCAGGUGCCGUGUCCGUGUGUCCGUCCUGUGUCCGUGUGUCGUGUCCCAGGUGCGUGUCCGUGUGUCGUGUCCCAGGUGCCGUGGUCCGCGUGUCCGUCCCGUGUCCGCGUGUCCGUCGGGAUGACGGUGACGUACAGCUCCCGCGUGGCCACGGCGCGCUUCGGCGGGUUCUCCCGGCUGCUGCUGCUCUGGCGUGGCAGCAUCUACAAACUGCUCUACCGGGAGCUGCUGCUCUUCCUGGCGGCCUACGGGGCGCUCAGCGCCGCCUACAGGUGGGUGCUGAGCGAGCCGCAGCGCCGGCUCUUCGAGAAGCUGGUUCUGUACUGCGACAAAUCCGCCGACUUGAUCCCCGUGUCCUUCGUGCUCGGUUUCUACGUGGCCGUGGUGCUGGAGCGCUGGUGGGGGCAGUUCCGCGCCGUCCCCGCCCCCGACGGGCUGGCGGUGGCCGUGGCCGGGUCGCUGCGGGGGGGCGACGCGCGGGGGCGGCUGCUGCGCCGGACGCUGCUGCGCUGGGCGGCGCUGGCGGCGCUGCUGGUGCUGCGCGCGGUCAGCCCGGCCGCCCGGAAGCGCUUCCCCACCAUGGAGCACCUGGUGGAGGCCGGGUUCCUGACGCUGCCCGAGCGGCGCCGCCUCGAGCGCCUGCGCUCGCCCCACAACCGGUUCUGGGUGCCCUGCGUCUGGUUCUCGGCGCUGGCGGCGCGCGCGCGGGGGGAGGGGCGGCUGCGCGACGGGCCCGCCCUGCAGACCCUCCUGGAGGAGCUGAACCGGUUCCGCAGCCGCUGCAGCCUCUUGUUCCACUACGACUGGAUCAGCGUCCCCCUGGUGUACACGCAGGUGGUGACCAUCGCCGUGUACGCGUUCUUCGCCACGUGCCUGGUGGGCCGGCAGUUCCUGGACCCGGCGCAGGGCUACGAGGGGCACGAGCUGGACCUGGGGGUGCCCGUGUUCACCCUCCUGCAGUUCUUCUUCUACGUGGGCUGGCUCAAGGUGGCCGAGCAGCUCAUCAACCCCUUCGGGGAGGACGACGACGACUUCGAGACCAACAUGCUGAUCGACCGAAACUUCCAGGUGUCCAUGCUGGCCAUGGACGAGGUGGCCAUGGAGCUGCCACCGCUGGAGCGCAACCGAUACUGGGAACGGGGACCCCCGCGGGGACCCCCCUUCCGGGGCUCCGCCUUCGACGUCACGCUGCCCAAGGACGAGCUGCAGUUCCAGCUGCUCGACGACAUCGGGGACGCCCCGGGGGACCCCGGGGACCCCCUGGAGCCCCCCCCGGGGGACCCCGCGGGGCUGCGGGGGGGGGGACACGGGCUGGUUCCCGCCCCCCAGCGCCGAGGAGCUGGUGUAGGGGGGGACACCCCAAACCCCCCGGAAUAAACGGCCAUCCCGCCCA